AUGGCGGGCGGCAUGGCAAGUUCGGCUGAUGCAUUACUCGCACGCCAGGAAAACCUUCGAAACGCUAUAGGAAAUUCUUUGGCAAACCUUACUAAGUUGGGCACAGCAAAUUAUUCUAACGCCGUUAUCACAGUUCGUAUGAAUAGCCUAGAUACGAAUUGGAAGGAAUUCAAAAACAAUUAUCUUACUCUUCUUACACUACAAGAAAAUCUAAUUGAACAGGAUUAUAUCAAAAACGAUGUCUAUGCAAAAACCAAGGAAUUUUAUCUGACUGCCCUUGCCACUAUGCUGUCGCUUCUUGAGACUUAUUCUGCGCCGAUACUUCCGACUGCCGCAUCGUCUUCUCAAGCUCCGUCAGCACCUACGUCAUCUUCGCGCAAACUGCCCGAGAUCAAGUUGCCGACCUUCACGGGUGACUACAAGUUGUGGCCAGAGUUUCGUGACUUGUUUAUUUCUGGCGUUUCUUCCAGCUCGUUAUUAAACAACGUUGAAAAGUUGUUUUAUUUAAAAUCGAGUCUGGCCGGAGACGCAGCUGAGCUCGUCCGCGGCAUCUCUCUCGAGGGUGACAAUUUUCAACGGACUUGGGACGCGCUGAAGGAUGCAUUUGAGGUGCCACGCGUGCAAGUUGAUGCACUAUUAAAAGGCUUCUUCUUGAUGAAGUGUGUCAGUGGUGAGGAUGCGGCAGACCUCCGUCGGAUCAUUUCAACCGCCAAAAAUCUUGUCGAAGGCCUUAAAAAUCUUAAACGGCCAACAAUUUCAGACGACGUCUUAGUUUAUAUCCUUGCAAAUAGACUGGACGCCGUAAGACGUCGCGAUUGGGAAAAAUCGCUCGGAACUUCGAGAAAGCCGGCUGCAUUCAGUCAGCUGACUGAGUUUCUCGAGGGACGCAUCCUGACGCUGUCAACCGUAGCCUCAAGGAACGGGAAAGGGCAGCAGUCAAUAGGCAUGCAUGCGCACCAGGCAUCAUACAGAUCGAAGGUGCCGGUAUGUUCUCUCUGCUCCUUGCAUCAUCAGCUGUGGACUUGCGAAGCCUUCAAAGCCAGGAAUUCAAUGCAAAGGAGGGAAUCCGUGCUUGAGAAGCAGUUAUGUGAGAACUGCUUGGGCUCUCACGAAGUUUCAACCUGUUGCUCCGGGAGGACUUGUUUUGUUUGUGGGGCUAAGCACCACACGUCUAUACACGUUAGCGCCUUAACAAACUCCCAUGUGGCUGUCGUCUCUGCCAAUUCUUCUGUGCCGAUUCGAUGCGACGAGCCUCUCAAAGUUUUGGUAAGCGAAACAACAUCUUUUGCGCCAACAUUGCUACCUACAGCAUGGGUCAGUCUGGUGGGGGCGGAUGGCCAGGAACAUUGUGUUCGAGCGUUGAUCGAUCAAGGAUCGCAGUGCUCGUUCCUGUCGCAACGCUUGGCCAACUCACUGCAGCUUCCACGCAGCCCUGCUUGUGUAUCGACCGAUGGAAUAGGUGGUGUUCAUCCUACAGCUGCCCUUGGCCGAAGCAGGAUCACCGUCAAGUCUCGAUGUGCUCCCUACUCUCUUGAUGUGGAUGUGCUUCUGCUUGGGGCGGUCACGUCAUAUCGACCUCGAGUGCAUCGGCCUACCGACGAAUGGCCUUAUCUACGUGACCUGCAGCUUGCCGACCGUUUGGAUUCACCAUCUAGUGAACCAAUUGAACUGCUACUAGGCGCUGCAGUGUACGCCCAAAUAAUACGACCAGGUCUUCGUCAACCUCAGCGUCCCGAUGCACCCAUCGCUCAGCAGACUGCAAUGGGUUGGAUUUUAUCCGGGCCGAUCGGGCAAUCUAAGCUGCUAUCAACUCUAUCAUCGAAUUUCGCCAGAACAUCGACGCAUCCUAAUUUUAUUUUUUCAUAA
Copidosoma floridanum is the source of this 1866-nucleotide messenger RNA. RefSeq lists its product as uncharacterized. Lineage: Eukaryota; Metazoa; Arthropoda; Insecta; Hymenoptera; Encyrtidae. The record is from RefSeq and is a predicted model, not a curated record.